AUGCUUGCGAUGAGGCCCGCUACAAGUUCACUUUCUAGCCUUGAGCUGCCUCGGUGCGAGCAGGUGGGAUGCACGGAAGAUGUCCCAGAUUUCCUGCGACGCCGCGAGGAAGCUGAAGAGAACGUAGAGGAAAAAUGGCGAGCAGCAAGUUCCGGCGAAGCGCCAAGGACGCGCAGCCGAACGGCCCAGGACUCAAAGCAGACCAAGUCUGAGAAGAAUGCAAAGCAAGCCGGGGAUUUGAGCCAAGCUUCGGCGAUGAAGCUUGAGGUGAGUGACAGCUCCUGGGCAGCACAAAUGGCCCGAAGAAAGGCCCUGAGCAAAGAAAGCUCGGAUGAUUCUUUUGUUAAAAACAUGAGAUCCAUUCUCAACAAGCUCACUGUUGAGAAGUUCGAUACCCUGUCGGAUCAAAUCAUCGAAUUGGUUUCGCAGUCGGACCGUCCAAACCGUGGAAUUCCAUUGCUUAUGCAAUUGGUCUUUGAGAAGGCCACCACCCAGCACCACUUCAUCAACAUGUAUGUGGGCUUGUGUGUCAAGCUACACAAGUGGCUUACGGAAAAUGAUCAUAUCGACGGUGCUGAGUCGCAAAGCAACUUCAAGCGCGUGCUUCUGAAUCAAUGUCAAUCUUCCUUCGAGCAGUACUUGGAGCCUCCCGAGGGCUUUGAUGGUCUGACAGGGGAUGACCUUUACGAGGCUCAGGUCAAGUACAAGACGAAGAUGUUGGGAAACAUCCGGCUAGUUGGUGAGCUCAUUCGGCACGGGAUGCUUGCGCCAAAGAUCGCCAUCGCCGUGGCAUCAGAGCUUGCUAGAGAUGAUCCUGCAGUGCGCAGCGAGCGCCUGGAAACUCUAGCAACCUUCUUGGAGACGGUGGGUGUCGCCCUUGAUGAUCCCAGUUGGAAGCAUCACCACGAGCUCGAGCUGGUUUUCGAGCAGGUCACUCGCUGUGCCUGUUCGGACGACCAGACGGUGCCUCGACGCGUCCGCUGCCUUCUUCAGGACGUGCUUGACCUGCGAUACGGCGGAUGGAAGUCGAAACGGCGGAAAGACCUCAGCAAGGAAACGCCGCAGACGCUUGCGCAAGUUCAUGAGAAGGCAAAAGCAGACCAAGCCCCUAGACGGGAUACCGGCAAAAGCUUGCCCUGCAGAGCAGAGGCUGAAGUCGCGUCUUCUCCAUCUUGGAGCAUCAGGGAUCUUGGAAGACAGCCGUGA
This is a messenger RNA of Symbiodinium sp. CCMP2592, 1206 nucleotides long. The record is from the annotation of a GenBank genome assembly. Lineage: Eukaryota; Dinophyceae; Suessiales; Symbiodiniaceae.